ACCAUCAAAAUUUUAUGAUUUUCAGUAGCAAACUACCUGCAAGAUGAUUCAAAGUUUUAAGUUUUUCUUUUUUCAUAAAAUUGUAAAUAAUCUCUCUCUUUAUUUUUAACUAAGUAAGGCACAAUGCAAGGAGGAAUCAAAUCAAUCUUCUCGAACGGGAGUGUAAUAAAAAAUGCCGUUCUUCGCCAUGCUCGGGUGGGCCCAUCAGCAGCCGUGAGGACUUUAAUGUUUACACGCCAAGAAUCGACCUCUACUGCUCGUAUUGAAGAACACGGUUUCGAAAGCACCACAAUUUCUGAUGUUCUGAAAGCUAAAGGGAAAGGUGCAGAUGGGUCUUGGCUUUGGUGCACUACCGAUGACUCUGUGUAUGAUGCCGUGCAAUCGAUGACUCAGCACAACGUUGGAGCUCUGGUGGUGGUUAAACCGGGGGAGGAAAAGUCAAUUGCAGGAAUUAUCACUGAAAGAGAUUAUCUCAGAAAAAUAAUUGUCCAGGGAAGAUCAUCCAAGUCAACAAAAGUUGGGGACAUUAUGACUGAAGAGAACAAACUUAUUACUGUCAAACCGGACACUAAAGUCUUGAAAGCAAUGCAACUUAUGACUGAUAACCGUAUCAGGCAUAUUCCUGUCAUAAACGAAGGGGAUAUGAUUGGGAUGGUUUCGAUUGGUGAUGUGGUGCGUGCAGUCGUGACUGAGCAUCGUGAUGAACUGAACCGCCUAAAUGCUUUUAUCCAAGGAGGUUACUGAAAAAAAAAAUAAAAAAAAAUUUGAUGACGAUGACGAAUAAACAACACAAACGAGAUAAUCGCUCGUGUAUCUUGUAUAUAUUCUGCAUUGGUUUUUCCAUGCACAUUUUCUGGAAUUUCUUGUUAUUUUCGUGCUUCGGAUGAAACGUAACAAACUAGGAUCCGCUUUUAAUAAAUUCGCGGCCUCGAGUUACUGGUCGAGCUGCUAAGGUAGCAGGAAGCUACUUGCUUGCUGAUUGUGUCUGUUUUGUUUGAUGACUGUUGAACUUGUUUAUUAAUUCUAUUGUUUUUCUUCAUCACAUUUUCAUUUCACACCAAUUAAAUUUGUUUUGCCA
Molecule: messenger RNA, 1078 nt
Organism: Striga asiatica
Lineage: Eukaryota; Viridiplantae; Streptophyta; Magnoliopsida; Lamiales; Orobanchaceae
Source: the annotation of a GenBank genome assembly